Molecule: messenger RNA, 1218 nt
Organism: Triplophysa rosa
Lineage: Eukaryota; Metazoa; Chordata; Actinopteri; Cypriniformes; Nemacheilidae
Product: interleukin-17 receptor D-like
Exons: 2
Coding region: 162-398 (78 amino acids)
Source: RefSeq, a predicted model, not a curated record
GGUCUCUGUAGGAUCACACAGCAAACUGGCCGAAGACGGCGGUGCUUUCUCUGCCGGGCCCCUCGCUGCAGGCGGACGGGGGGGAAGGUUCAUCGGGUCAGGAACUGCUGGGUUCGUUGAGGCCGGUUCUUCAUGUGGACGGAUCGGCCAGUCCUCCGGAGAUGCCCAGAGACUCGGGCAUUUAUGACUCAUCUGUGCCAUCUUCAGAGCUUUCCAUACCGUUGAUGGAGGGUCUGUCGCCGGACCACGCCGACAGCUGCUCACUGGCCGACAGCGUGUCUUCGUCCUCAGGACUCGGGGAUGAGGAGCCUCCUUCUGUUCAUUGUGCAGGAGCCACGAUAUGCAAAGCAGAACUUCAUCACCACAUCCAGAGUGAAGGACUCACAGCCUCCCCCUAGUGGCCUUUAUCUGAACUUGCAUUGCCACUUUAAUAAGAACACUUGCCACCGAUUCUCAUCCCAUCCCUGAAAGACGGACAGCUCUCUUGAACGUUCAUCAGGGAAUGUCUUCAGCAGACUGGGUCUGAAGGGGUUGAACGGGACGUUGUGUACUUUCUGUUCAUAGUGUGAGCAACACAACUGUGUAUGGGACCUUAAAACAAACAUUGUGAUUAUAAUCACCACAUCAUCAGACGGACUGAUCGUAUUCACGUUUGGUUUGCAGAACCUGUGCUCGUGAUGAAUGUGAGAGUCGUUUUAAAAUGUAAUUCACUUUUAUUUAUUGUAUUAACUGGCUUCAGUUGUGAGCGAUAAGAUGAAAUGCAAUGGAGCGUCGGUGCGGCCGGACGUGUAGAUUAGCUGUUUUAAGGUCAAACUCAAUUUGGUUUCAUCUUGAAAGAUUGUACAACAGCACACAGAAUUAACAGAACGUUUGUUUAUGACCGAAACUGAAACAUGUUGUUUUGAUCAUUUGUUGUCAAUCUGUUGUGUACUUUGUUUUAUCCGGGUUUUGUACGUUGUUUAUUUUUCUAGAACAUUAGAAGUGAUUUCUACAUGACAUAACUUUGUACUGUUUUAUAGUACUCUAAUGUAGGACAUACUAAAGGUAAUAAAACCAUGAUUUAUACAUGCUUGUUUUGAGUUAUUACUGAAUGCUUCCAUCGUCUCAGAAUCAGAAUGUGCAUCAUACAACCAAAACUCUCAUUGAAUACUGUAUCCCACAAUGCAAUGCGCUUGACUUUACCUCCCUUAACACAUUGAUGUGAUGACAGUGUAGCAU